Molecule: messenger RNA, 549 nt
Organism: Chenopodium quinoa (quinoa)
Lineage: Eukaryota; Viridiplantae; Streptophyta; Magnoliopsida; Caryophyllales; Amaranthaceae
Product: cell wall / vacuolar inhibitor of fructosidase 1-like
Exons: 1
Coding region: 1-549 (182 amino acids)
Molecular function (GO): enzyme inhibitor activity
Source: RefSeq, a predicted model, not a curated record
AUGCAUUCCAUCAUUGUAAAAAUUGCUCUCUUUUUUGUUUUCUUCGCUUCACCAUCAACUCUAUGCAAUGGGCUGAUGAGGAAGUUGAACAGCGAGACUGAUCCAGUGGUGCUAACAUGUCGGAAGAUAUCUGACUUCGGCUUUUGUGUUUUCACCCUCCGAUCAGAUCCAAGAAGUGCCAAAGCAAGUGUCCAAGGGCUAGCCCAGAUAGCCCUUGGCAAGCUUGAAGCUCAUGCAAAGGAAACUUCGACCUAUAUUCAGGGUUUGCAAAAGGCCUGCCCCCCCAAGUUGAAGACGGCGGUUGGUGUUUGUGUUCACUUCUAUACCUUAGCUAAUAACAAUGAUGUUCCUGCUGCUGUUAAAUCUUUGAAUGUAAAGGCCUAUGGGGUUGCGAAAAAGGCGGCUUUGGCUGCCAUGGAAGACGGUACACGGUGCCAAGAUGAAAUCAAAAAGAACCCUUCAACAAUCUGGCAAAUGCUAAAUAGCAGGAAUUUUUAUAUGCAUGAUUUAUCUCAACUAAGCAGUGAUCUUAUAGGAUUAUUGAAGUAG